This is a messenger RNA of Tetrahymena thermophila SB210, 5821 nucleotides long. Its product is annotated as transmembrane protein, putative. The record is from RefSeq and is a predicted model, not a curated record. NCBI's taxonomy places the organism in Eukaryota, Ciliophora, Oligohymenophorea, Hymenostomatida, Tetrahymenidae. The transcript is spliced from 4 exons.
CUAUAUUAAAAAGGAAUUUUAGAUAAUUAAGUUGAAUACGAAUAUUUGUCAUUAUAAUAUAUCACAUUUAUCAUCAAAUGCUAUAAAAAUUUCGCGAAAGCUAACUAUUUAUUGAAAUAAAUGAUUCAAAAUAUUAAAUACCGCUUUGGUAAUUAAUCAAUUUAUUUCUAGUUAAUUUCUAAUAUUAUCACUGAGAAGCUAGAAAAUGAAAUAGGGAAGAUGAAUGAAAAAUUUAUUUAAUAAAAAAGGAAAGAAGAGCUUAAUAUCAAGCAUAUAAAUUUAUCUGAAGAAAUGUGCAAUUUUUAUAUUCCCAUUAUUAAGGACAUAAUUCAUGAUAAAUCAGAAAUGUGGGGUAAAAUGUAGAAAGGAUUUCUAAGAAUGGAUUAAUACUAAAGAGAAGUUCUCAUAUUAAUGAGAAAAAUUGAAUAAACCAAAAAUGAUUUCCUUAGAUAAAUGAGAAAAUAUGAUAGAAAAAUUGAUUUUAGCUGCUGUUUAGCUAUUAAAAAGCUAAAGCAGCUCUUUUACUUAUUUAUUUUAAAUGAUGGCGUAACUGCAUUUCAUUUAGACGAAGAAAUUAUUGAGCUGAGAAAAAGAGAUGCAUUUUCUGAAAAAGAUACUCUAACAAAUGAAAAUUUAAUUAAAAAAAAUAUUGUAAGCCUAACAAUAAGUAUUUCAUAAAACUUAGGAAUGAUCAAAAGCAAAAAAGAUCUCAAAACAGCUUAGUUUUUUGGAUUUAGUGAGUAAGAAUUUCAAAAAAUUAAUAAGAUAAAUGAAUUGAUGCCUCAUUUUAUUGAAAAAAACCAUGAUAAUAUGAUCAAACAGUUUAUGUCUAGGGGUACUAGCUAGUACAUAAAGUCGUUUCUUUACUCUUUUUGUGUUAAUAGUAAAGGCUAUGUAAUGCCUGUAAAGGUAUAUACUGAUUUUUCUUUUCUUUCUCUAGAUGAUUUUUAUAUUAGGGGAAUCAUUCUAAAAGCUAAUAAAGGAUCACAGUACAUCGUUUUUGACAGAUCUGGUAAGAUUGUUGGAAUUACAGAAAAGCUAGCUUAAAGAUUAUUCAUCGACUCAGAUAUUAUGAAAAUUCUUCCCCCAGCUGAAUAGGUGAUUAAAUAUCUAAAUGCAUUUCUUUUGUUUCCUCAAAUAAUCACUAAGCUGCAGAAAAAGAAGAAGUACAUCUUAUAAAAUUAUGAACAACAGCAUACUGAUAUUGUCCUGCAGAGUGAUAAAGGAUAUUUCUACUUCGAUACUUAAUUGAUAUCUUAAUAUUAAUAAUUUUCAAAUUACUUAGAAAAAAAGAGCAGUCACUUAAACAAAAGCUAGAGCAGAAAUUUAGAAAAAAGUAAUAAAUUAAAAGAAAUCCACAUACUUGAUGUGCUUUCAAGAGAUUCUAUCAGGAAAUAUCAUAAAUUCAUAAAAUCUCAAGCUAGAGAAUAGAGUUUAUAAAGCUCAUCAAGAUAUACAUUAGCUCAAAGUGUAAAGAAUCAAAGUAGUUAUUCAAAAAAUAGAGGUACUAUUAAUAUAACAACUAAUAAUUCUCAAAGUUUUAAUACUUAAUUCUUGAAGUCAAUUUUUAAAAUAUAGAAAUAAAAUUUAUAAAGGUUUUUUAAAUUUUCUUUUAAAUAUACGCUUUCUUAUCACACGCUACCUCUCAUUAGCAAAUUUGACCAAAAUACUUCUGAAAACAACAGCUUUUUCAACAUUUAGACAAAUUAAAGAGAAAUUUAUUUUUCAUUAUAGUUAGAUGAUUCUCAAUUAAAAGAAAAUUAGAAAUAAAUCUAAAAUUAACAUGAGAAUUCAUUUUAGGAGAAUUUAGCAAAUUACAUCAUGAAGCUUUCUUGCAUCCCAACUUUGGAUUAGCUCAAUAAGUCUAUCUUGCAAUAAAGCGAGGAUGAGGAUGUUUUAAUUAAAGAAUAAUCCUCUAACAUUGAUAGGAAAAUUCCCAAAUCUUUUUUAAAAUUCCUUGACUCGAAUGCAAAAAGUGAUAAAAAAAUAUAAAAAAAUUUAGAAACAUAGUCGGAAAACUCUAAGAGAGAAAAAUAAUAAAAAAAUGAAAUUAAAGACAGUGAAAACUAAACUGGUAGUAUUUUUGGAUCAACAUCAAAUAGCGAAUCAGAAAGUAGCUCAGAAGAUCAAAGUUUUGGUGAAGACAUUUAUAAUUAUAAAACCUAAGAAGGCAAAAAUGUAAUCAUGCAGAAAAGAAUUUCAGAGAAAUUUUAAAAUAUCCAAACAAAAUUAGAUGAUUUAUUAGAUGAAAACGAAAUUUCUGUUACUGACAUGUUAGCAAUAGAUUCCUAUUACAAAGCUAAAAGAGUAAUACUUUAGAAUUCAAAUGCAGGUAAUCUUAUUUCUGCACUUGAGGCAGCUAUAGCUGAGGAGCUAUUUGAAUUAAAAAAAGAAAAGCAAAUAAUAAAGAACCUUUAUAAAGCUAAAUAAAAUUCUUCAGAUGUGUCUAUCGACUUUCAAAAUAGCAUAAAUCAAAAUGAAGGAUAAAUCACAUUUAGAAACAUGUAAUCAAAUAUUAAUAAUAAUAAAGAAUAAAACAGUUCUAUAAAUCAAAGAAAUCAUUUUAAGAAACUGAACUCUGAUAUUUCUGGACUGAGUCUCUAAAAAUCAAAAUAACAACUAAGUAAUUCUCUUUAGCUAAUCUAAGAUAAAAUAGAACAAAUUUCACACUAAGAUAUUGAUCCCUAGUAAGAAAAUAUCGAAUACAGCAAUAUUAUCUUACGCCCUCAAUAAAGUAGUUAUGUAAAUAUUUCUCACCGUUUUAAUGUAUCUCAAGAAAACUUAACAACGCAUAAUCUUAACCAAACAUAUUAAAACAAUCAUAUAAACAUUUCUUCUCGUCCACUUGUUUCUUAUAGCAAGGAAAUCAGUAGUAAUAUUUUAGAUCAGGCAAGUCACACCUCUUUUGAUGUGAACAAAUCACCAAAAAAAUAAAGAAGCUUUCUAAAGUAAAUAUCGUCUAUAGUAUAAAAGAUAUCAGAAAAUCAAAAUUUAAGAAAUUCCACUUCAAAAAAAUAGAGCUUUAUUUAGAAUUCAACAGUACUAGCUUGUAAUUCUGAACUCUAAAAUGAUUUAAAAAUAAAAUUUGUACAAAAUUCUUAAUUAGAGUAAGAUCUUUAACAUAAAAGCUUUACAAAUUUACAUAGUACAUAAUAAAUAAACUCAAAUGAAUUUUAGAAUUAAUUAAAUAUAUCUGAUAGCUCUAAAUUAGGAGCAAUCAAAAAAACCAACAUAAGCAAAGAGACUCAUGAGGAUGUCAUGAAUAAUUUAUUAAAUAAUGUAUGUUUGAUUGAAGGAUAAGGAGAAAGAGUCAGUAUUCACUCUUCAUCUAGGUCUUCAAGUUCUUAAGUAGGACUCUUUUUAAAAGAAAUAAUCUAAAAAGGAAAAGUUCCUAGUGGUGCAAAAAGCUAUUCGAUUCUUCUGAUAAUCUUUACAUUAAUUUUUAUAGGAUUAAAUUUGACUAAUCUUUUUAUCAUUUAAAAUGAUAUGCAGACUUUCUCUGAGAGCUCCAUUAUUAUUAGAUCUCCUAGAAAGUUAUUAAGGAAUUACGCCAAAUCUCUUUAUGGAAAAUAUAUCUUGCUUUAAUUAUAAACUAACUAUCUUAAAGAUACGAGCGACAACUAUUUUUAAAAUUUAGCUAACUAAUAUUUAGAGAAAGGAGCUACUGAUUAUGUUGGAAUUUUACAAUAGCAAUCAACAUCUUUGAUACAAUAUUUAUAAAAAUAUUAGAAAUAAUAGAAUUCUUCAACAUACCCUUUCUAAUUGUACAAUACCUACAUUUCAAGCUAGGCUAAUUUAGAAAUUUCUUUAUUUUUUGAAAGUAUAAAUUAUGAUUUGAUUUGCAACUAAUUGAAUUAUACUUAGAAUGUAUAAAACAAUUGCUUUACUACUCUUAGAGCAAACUUUUUUACUUAUAGCACACAAUUAGUUAACUUUGUUUAAUUUGUUGUGGAUGUUAUUGAGACAACAGCUAUUAACCUAAUUCUUAAAUUUACCUACAUUUCUGUUGCAGCCAUCAUAAGUGUUGUAGUAAUACCUCUUUGUGCUAUGCCUUUUGCUAAGAAUAUUAACACUUAUGUAGAGAAAAUUUUGAUGAUAGUGAGUAGAAUUUAUUAUUCUCAAUCUUAAAUAGAAAGAUAGAAACUUCAUAUAUGUUAAUAACUAAUUUAAUUAGAUGACAAUGAAUAUCUCAAAUAUAACUACAACGAAGUUUUUAGCUUGAGGUAUAAAAUGUUUGAUCAUUCAAUCAUCAAUAAUAUGCAAUAAAUUUAGACUCACUAAGCAUCUAAAAGGGUUGAGACAUUCCAAAAUAAAGAAUAUUUAAACAUCAAUUUAAAGAACCAGAAACUAUCUACACCUUCUAAACUCCAAAGUAGUAAAAUACGAAGUGGUAAUAAUUAAUCUGAACCUAAACAAAAUUUAUAAAAAAAUUACAAGAAUUCAACUAAUAAAGUAGUUAGAAAUGCUUUGGAGGGUAAAUUAAAUGGAUAAAAUUAGGUACAAUAAAGAUUAUAAAGCAACUAUAAUUCUGAUUCAAUAUAAAAUAAAAGAAAAGAUUAUAUUUUAUAAUCGAGAAUCCAAGACUAAAAACUAAGCAUAGUCAAAAGAAUUUAAUCUUUAUUGAUUUUUAUGACAGUUGCAAUAGUUUAUUUUUUGGUUAUAAUCAUAUACUUAAAUUUAAAAUCAUCAUACCUUUAGCAACCUGUAGAAAUUAAUAGAAAAACUAAUCUGCUGCAUGUAAAUACAAUAAAUUAUCUAAUUUCAAGUGAAUUUCUAGCUUUUGAUUUAAAGCUUAAAAAAGUAUGGAGUACUUAUUAGAUAAACGAUUUACAAAGCUUUUAUGACAUUUCAAAAUCUAACUUGAAUAAUAUAUAAGAAAUAUCAAAUAAUUUAACAGAAACUAUAUAUGGGGAUAGCCCAUAUACACCUGAAACAGAAUAAAAAAUGAAAAAUUUAAUUGAAGGAUAUGUUUGUCCUUAUAUGACAACUAAUAAUUGCACGGGUGAUUUAUAAUAGCUUACCUCUUUUGGUAUUAAAACUGCAGUUUCUCAAUUUUUUAAAAUUCAUAACUCAUUCCUCAAUGUUUUUGAUCCAAAUGAAACCCCAGAUGACUAACUUAAAUCUUACCUAAAUGCACAAGAAAGAGUGAUUGCUUUUACAAAUUUUUUUAAAGCUUAAGAUGAGGUAUUUGAUAUAUUUAGUUCAACUGCAAAUUUAAGCAUAACAGAUGUCUCGAAUAGUAUAUAAUAAUUUUUAUAAAAUUUCUUAAUUUACUGUGGCUGUCUAGUUGCUUUAUUGAUUGUGACUUUGUUUACAUAUUCUAUAAAAAAUCUUUAUAGAUAGAUUUAACUCACAAAUUUCUUCUUAAUAUUUAUACCAGAAGAAAAACUUUUGGAAGAAGUAACUCUAUAGAUGCUGAAAAACAUUUAAAAAAUGUGAUAGCUUAAAAAAUGAAAUUAAAAAACGCAAUAAAACUGUUAAAUUUAUUUAUUAUUUAAAUAAAAAAAACAUUUUUAAAGAAUCUUAUUACUAAUAAGCUAUUUUAAAGAAUUAUUACUAUCAUUUACAUUUUUACUACUUUAUAUUUUUUAAAUUGAUAUUUAUUUUUUUACUCUAGAUUAGUAAUUGUAAACAUAUGAAAUAAUGCUUGACUGCGCAAAGCUCUCAAUCACUUUUUAGUAAUUUAAAAUUAUUAUAGAACUAUCAUUAUUUUGAAAUUACACUGAUUGGGCAAAUAUUUGAUCAGCAAAAUUUUAUUAAUAUCAGUAAUAAAAAUUAUGAGUCAAAAUUAUUCUUUUGAUGAUAUAUUUUAAAAUGAUAU